UUUCUUCCCUGAAGUAUGGCUCGUACCAAGCAGACCGCUCGCAAGUCCACCGGCGGGAAGGCGCCUCGCAAGCAGCUGGCCACCAAGGCUGCUCGGAAAAGCGCGCCGGCGACCCGCGGCGUGAAGAAGCCUCACCGCUACCGGCCCGGCACCGUGGCUCUCCGGGAGAUCCGCCGCUACCAGAAAUCCACCGAGCUCCUUAUCCGCAAGCUGCCCUUCCAACGCCUGGUGCGGGAGAUCGCGCAGGACUUCAAGACGGACUUGCGCUUCCAGAGCUCGGCCGUGAUGGCCCUGCAGGAGGCCAGCGAGGCUUACCUGGUGGGGCUCUUCGAGGACACCAACCUGUGCGCCAUCCACGCCAAGCGCGUCACCAUCAUGCCCAAGGACAUCCAGCUGGCCCGCCGCAUCCGUGGGGAGAGGGCUUAAAGCUACCGGAAGAACCACGAACUAAAAAAAACCCAAAAGGCUCUUUUAAGAGCCACCACAAACUCGCAAAAUGGCUGACUCAUGGUUAGUGUGUAUAAUAUAUGCCGCAAAUGUUGUUGUUUGCAUCUAUAUCUGGUGGUUAGAAGUGUUUUUUAAUGGAAGUUCUAACAUGU
Gekko japonicus is the source of this 599-nucleotide messenger RNA. Its product is annotated as histone H3-like. The coding region runs from base 16 to 426 and encodes 136 amino acids. The transcript has a single exon. Gene Ontology annotation, molecular function: protein heterodimerization activity; structural constituent of chromatin; DNA binding. NCBI's taxonomy places the organism in Eukaryota, Metazoa, Chordata, Lepidosauria, Squamata, Gekkonidae. The record is from RefSeq and is a predicted model, not a curated record. Gene Ontology annotation, cellular component: nucleosome.